Musca vetustissima is the source of this 567-nucleotide messenger RNA. RefSeq names its product eukaryotic translation elongation factor 1 epsilon-1 (gene AIMP3). Bases 18 to 554 code for a protein of 178 amino acids. Lineage: Eukaryota; Metazoa; Arthropoda; Insecta; Diptera; Muscidae. The record is from RefSeq and is a predicted model, not a curated record. Gene Ontology annotation, cellular component: nucleus; aminoacyl-tRNA synthetase multienzyme complex; cytoplasm. Gene Ontology annotation, biological process: positive regulation of DNA damage response, signal transduction by p53 class mediator. The transcript has 3 exons.
CAAAAUUCCCCGAAAAAAUGUGUGAAGUUGAGACAGUUAAUAAAAUUGCCAAAUGUCUGAAAGUACCCAGUGGCAAAAUCCAAUUAAAUGAUGAGCAGGUCGUGACACGCAUACUCAAUAAUAAAUCCGUCUCUGGAUUUGCCACAAUUCUUAGCAAUUUUGUUAAAGAAUCACAAUCGGACAUAGCCAAAAACAGUUGCAGUUCUCGGGAAAUUGAAGUUCAAGUCUACCAAUGGAUUGAAUACGCUGUCCUCUAUGUGGCACCUGGUUCUAAAGAUAGACACUGUUCGCUGCAAAUGUUGCGAGAUUUUAACAAAUUGUUUUUAAGUAAAUCGUAUUUGGUUGGAUAUUCAUUAACGCUGGCUGAUUUGGCGGUAUUCUAUGCCAUCUAUGAUUUAAUGAAAUCCCUAUCACCGAUCGAUCGUGAACACUAUUUGAAUCUAUCCCGUUGGUUUGAUCACCUGCAACAAAUUCCCGAAAUUCGUCAAGGUGCCGAGCUAUUGAAUUUCACCACAAUCUAUUUGCAUGGCUGGGCAACUGGUACACAUCUUUAAAGAACUGAAUUUA